Molecule: messenger RNA, 2096 nt
Organism: Saimiri boliviensis boliviensis (Bolivian squirrel monkey)
Lineage: Eukaryota; Metazoa; Chordata; Mammalia; Primates; Cebidae
Source: RefSeq, a predicted model, not a curated record
CAUUAUAAAGCCCUGCUGGGCACUGCUGGACAUCUCUUUCAACGUCUGUGAACUGCUGGCUCUCUGCUUGAUCUUCUGGAGAUGCAGCGUCUGUUGACUCCAGUGAAGCGCAUCCUGCAGCUGACAAGAGUGAUGCAGGAAGCCUCCCUCACACCUGCUCGCCUGCUCCCAGCAGCCCACCAAAGGUUUUCUACAGUCUCUGCUGUCCCCCUGGCCAAAACAGAUACUUGGCCAAAGGACGUGGGCAUCCUGGCCCUGGAAGUCUACUUCCCAGCCCAAUAUGUGGACCAAACUGACCUGGAGAAGUAUAACAAUGUGGAAGCAGGAAAGUAUACAGUGGGCUUGGGUCAGACCCAUAUGGGUUUCUGCUCAGUCCAAGAGGAUAUCAACUCCCUGUGCCUGACAGUGGUGCAACGGCUGAUGGAACGCAUGCAGCUCCCUUGGGACUCCGUGGGCCGGCUGGAAGUGGGCACUGAGACCAUCAUUGACAAGUCCAAAGCCGUCAAAACAGUGCUCAUGGAACUCUUCCAGGAUUCGGGCAAUACUGAUAUUGAGGGGAUAGAUACCACCAAUGCCUGCUAUGGUGGUACUGCCUCCCUCUUCAAUGCUGCCAACUGGAUGGAAUCCAGUGCCUGGGAUGGUCGCUAUGCGAUGGUGGUCUGUGGAGACAUCGCCGUCUAUCCCAGUGGUAAUGUUCGUCCCACAGGUGGGGCCGGAGCUGUGGCCAUGCUGAUUGGGCCCAAGGCCCCUCUGGCCCUGGAGCAAGGGCUGAGGGGAACCCAUAUGGAGAAUGUGUAUGACUUCUACAAACCAAAUUUGGCCUCGGAGUACCCAAUGGUGGAUGGAAAGCUCUCCAUCCAGUGCUACCUGCGGGCCUUGGACCGAUGUUACGCAGCAUACCGUCAAAAAAUCCAGAAUCAGUGGAAGCAAGCUGGCAAUGAUCGACCCUUCACCCUUGACGAUUUACAGUACAUGAUCUUUCACACACCCUUUUGCAAGAUGGUCCAGAAGUCUCUGGCUCGCCUGAUGUUCAAUGACUUCUUGUCAGCCAGCAGGGACACACAGAGCAGCUUAUAUAAGGGGCUGGAGGAUUUCAGGGGCCUAAAGCUGGAAGACACCUACAACAACAAGGACCUGGAUAAAGCACUUGUAAAGGCCUCUCAGGACAUGUUCAACAAGAAAACAAAGGCGUCUCUGUACCUCUCCACGCACAAUGGGAAUAUGUAUACCUCAUCCCUGUACGGGUGUCUGGCCUCGCUUCUGUCCCACCACUCUGCCCAAGAGCUGGCUGGUUCCAGGAUUGGUGCCUUCUCUUAUGGCUCUGGUUUAGCAGCAAGUUUCUUUUCAUUUCGAGUAUCCCAAGAUGCUUCUCCAGGCUCUCCCUUGGACAAGUUGGUGUCCAGCACAUCAGACCUGCCAAAACGCCUGGCCUCCCGAAAGCGUGUGUCUGCUGAGGAGUUCACAGAAGUAAUGAACCAAAGAGAGCAAUUCUACCAUAAGGUGAACUACUCCCCACCUGGUGACACAAGCAGCCUUUUCCCCGGUACCUGGUACCUGGAGCGGGUGGACGAGCUGCACCGCCGAACGUAUGCCCGGCGUCCCGUUUAAACAUGUUCUGCAGAUCCGUGGAAAGGUUCCUGGGAAACGUAUGCUAGCAAAGCUCUGCUCGUGCGUCAUAUUUUUAAGAUCUCACUCUUAGCUGGUAGAUGAAUUUGAAUCGACAUAGCAGCCCGAUAAGCAUCAGCCUUGUAGAGUGAGGAGCCAUCCCUAGUGGCCCUUCAUUCCUUUCCCUGCUGUGAUCACUGUCCUGGGCUUAUAGUGCUACGGACUAGGGGUCCUUUGUGAAAGAGCAAGGUGGAGCAAUGGAGAGAAGUCGUCUUCCUGAAUCACUGGCCUCCAGAAAUGUGCAGCUCAGCUGUUGCCUUCAAGAUCCAGAUAAACUUUCCUGUCACGUGUUAUAACUUUAUUAUUACUAAUAUUAUUAAAUUUCUGUGCUAUUAUAUCUCUGUUCAUUUCUUACGGCUUUCUGUGAAUCUCCAAAUUUUGUGUCUCGUUCUAAGCAAAUGUAUGGCAAUUAAAAAGAGAGAAAGAGGAAA